AUGAAAGCAACUCGAACGCGCCGGCAGAAGCGCGGGGUGACGUGGAGUGAUGAAGACCGUGGUGAUGGCGAUGGCAAUGAAGACGGUGAUGACACGUCAGGCGCCACUCGGGGUGGUGUGUCCACAGGGCAAGGGUUGAGUGCCCCUCACCCACACGAGCUGCACUCCCGGCUCAUCUCGCCGCCACCGCCGCAGUCAACGUCGCCAGCGCGCCUGCGGUCGUGCUCGACGCUGCCUGCCCACGUGGAUGGCUCGCUUGCACGCGGCUCGCCACUUCGUCUGAGCACCGUCGAUGUUGCCAUCACCCACGCCAGCCGCGCCGGCAAGUAUGCCAUGCGCAUCCGCCCACACGACAUUCUUGAGCUCCUGGACGAGAAUCACGAGGAAUUCGUCGAGGUUGAGUCUCUGGAGACGCUGCGUCGUGGAUAUGUGUCACCGCGGGCCCUUGAGCCGCUUCGUGCUGGUUCCCGUACCAUCCCCUCAAACCUCGCUGUGGCACGGACAACGGCGCUCACAGAGGCCCUCACCGCUGCAGCUCACGACGCCAAGGACCCCGUGUUUGUCAUUAUCGACGACUUUCAUGCACUCGGCGAAGAUGCCACGCUGGAUGACGUCAUUCCGCCAGCGGUGCCAGACAAUGUGGUGUUUAUUGUGACGUCGCGAACCCCUGUGAAGCAAGAAGACCCUGCGCAACUCACGCAUGCAAUCACGUCAGCGACCAAGCAGGCCAGGGCACGGGCUGGCGAGUACAACUGGCACCCGGUGCGCGUGGCGCACUGCUACACGGCUGCAGCCGGUGACGAUGAUGGUAAUGGGGAUGGUGAGGCUACGGCGAUGCCUGCAAGCUCACAGACCAGCGUGUGGGACGUUGUGGGCCCAUCAGCAAUCGCACCCGUCCCGCAGCCAGCACCAUCACUACCGUCCACCACCGCCUCCACCACGAGCACCACGCCUGCCACGUCGGCCUCGUCUUCAUCAACAACGUCGCCGUCAGCGUCAUCGACAUCAAUUGGCUGGUUGGCAUUUGUGUCUGCAUUGGCGCGGCAGAAUGCGGUGGUGCAGCGUGGAGCCCUGAGCGAGGAUGAUGUGAGACGGCUGCAGGCGCUGUGUCGCCAGACGGAAGCACCGUACCUUGCUGUGCUGGUGGCCAACGAGGCCCUCGCCUUCUCCACAGACGGCCACGUCCUGAACGUGCUGCGGCAGGCAAGCGACGGUGGUGCCGCUGAUGAUGGUGGUGGUAACGAUGAUGGCAGUGACGCUGGUGACGCUUGUGGCGGCAGUGGAGGCGUAACCAUGGACUGUGAGCAGUUCUGUGAUGAAGUGCUGACGUGUAUCCUUGAUCGCCUUGACGGCACACGCGAGGAGGACGAGGAGGACGAGGAGGACGAGGAGGACGAGGAGGACGAGGAGGACGAGGAGGACGAGGAGGAAGGGGAUGGGGAGGGUGGUGGCGAUGAUGGUGAUGACGGUGAGGGUGAGGGGGGUGGCACGGGUAACGGAGGUGGGGAUGCGAGCACCACCCGGACGGAUGCAGCUGGUGUCGGGCAGCGUGGAACACUGGAGGAUUUCACCGCUGACGAUGACAGCGCCAUCUUCGACCAUCUUGAGGACUACCACCCCGUGCGCUUGUACCUCCAGUUUGUUGCUGCCAGCGAAGGCAAUCUGACUGUGCUUGACCUUCAGCGGCUGAUGCCGGCCGCAGCGGACAUGCCCUCUGCGUUUUGGUACAACCUGGCUGCGUUUGAGUGCCGCCACCUUGUGUUGACGGACGGGCUGUGCCCGCGGUUCCGGCAUCCGGGAAUGCGGGAAGUGGUGAUGCGGCGCUACGACACACACGCGCACGAGUGGGCGCGCAUUCGCGUGGCCAUCCUGCUGCGUCUCAUCCCGCAACUCGCAGAGCAGCGGCCGCAGAGGACUGCGUUUGAGGUUGUGGCGCAGCUGAACGUCCUUGAUGCUGUUGGUCUUCCCCUCCCGCUCUGCGUGCACCAGGCGCUCGAUCGAAUCCUGGGCAUGUGCUCGCGGGAGCAGCGCAAUGCUGUGACAGCACUGUUGGAGACGUCGCCUGCGUGGCGCGGGAUUGUCGAGAAGCAGCAGAGCUUCAUCGACAAAGCUACGAGAAACCGUCGUCAUCGGUCGCGCGUGCACAGAGGACGCAAUCGCGUGCAGUUCAACGUCUGA
This is a messenger RNA of Salpingoeca rosetta, 2178 nucleotides long. RefSeq lists its product as uncharacterized. The transcript is spliced from 7 exons. NCBI's taxonomy places the organism in Eukaryota, Choanoflagellata, Craspedida, Salpingoecidae. Bases 1 to 2178 code for a protein of 725 amino acids. The record is from RefSeq and is a predicted model, not a curated record.